Molecule: messenger RNA, 2747 nt
Organism: Marmota flaviventris (yellow-bellied marmot)
Lineage: Eukaryota; Metazoa; Chordata; Mammalia; Rodentia; Sciuridae
Gene: Psen1
Product: presenilin 1
Biological process (GO): amyloid-beta formation; membrane protein ectodomain proteolysis; protein processing
Cellular component (GO): gamma-secretase complex; membrane
Molecular function (GO): aspartic endopeptidase activity, intramembrane cleaving
Source: RefSeq, a predicted model, not a curated record
CUGGGACGGGCUGCUCAGGAGGCCUUGAUUUCACAUCGGAAACAAAACAGCGGCAGCUUGGGAAAGAACAUCGGCUGCGAGUGGGUUGCGGCGGCCGGGAAGGAGAAGAUCUGAUACAGGAGCCUACAAGUGACAACAGCCUUCAAGGUCCUUAGACAGCUUGGCUUGGAGGAGAACACAUGAAAGAAAGAGCCCCAGGAAGCUUUGUUUUCUGUGAAAAAGUAUUUCUAUACAGUUGCUCCAAUGACAGAGUUACCUGCACCCUUGUCCUAUUUCCAGAAUGCACAGAUGUCUGAGGACAACCACCUGAGCAAUUCUGUACGUAGCCAGAAUGAUAAUCGAGAACGGCAGGAUCAUGGUGAUCGACGAAGACCUGGGAACCCUGAACCAGUAUCUAAUGGCCGACCGCAGGGUAACUCACGGCAGGUGGUGGAGCAAGAUGAGGAAGAGGAUGAGGAGCUGACACUGAAAUAUGGCGCCAAACAUGUCAUCAUGCUGUUUGUCCCUGUGACUCUCUGCAUGGUGGUGGUGGUGGCUACCAUCAAAUCUGUCAGCUUUUAUACUCGGAAAGAUGGACAGCUAAUCUAUACUCCUUUCACGGAAGACACCGAGACUGUGGGACAGAGAGCCCUGCACUCAAUUCUGAAUGCUGCCAUCAUGAUCAGUGUCAUUGUCGUCAUGACUAUCCUCUUGGUGGUUCUAUAUAAAUACAGGUGCUAUAAGGUCAUCCAUGCCUGGCUUAUCAUUUCAUCUCUAUUGUUGCUGUUCUUUUUUUCAUUCAUUUAUCUGGGGGAAGUGUUUAAAACCUAUAAUGUUGCUGUGGACUACAUUACAGUUGCACUCCUAAUCUGGAAUUUUGGUGUGGUGGGAAUGAUUUCCAUUCACUGGAAAGGUCCACUUCGACUGCAGCAGGCAUAUCUCAUUAUGAUCAGUGCCCUCAUGGCUCUGGUAUUUAUCAAGUACCUCCCUGAAUGGACUGCGUGGCUCAUCUUGGCUGUGAUUUCAGUAUAUGAUUUAGUGGCUGUUUUGUGCCCAAAAGGUCCACUUCGUAUGCUGGUUGAAACAGCUCAAGAGAGAAAUGAGACUCUCUUUCCAGCUCUUAUUUACUCCUCAACAAUGAUGUGGUUGGUGAAUAUGGCUGAAGGAGACCCAGAAGCCCAAAGAAGAGUGUCCAAACACUCCAAGUAUAACACACAAAGCACAGAAAGGGAGUCACAGGACAAUACUGCAGAUACUGAUGAUGGUGGCUUCAGCGAAGAGUGGGAAGCCCAGAGAGAUAGUCAUCUAGGGCCUCAUCGCUCUACCGCAGAGUCACGAGCUGCUGUCCAGGAACUUUCCAGCAGCAUCCUAGCCAGUGAAGAUCCAGAGGAAAGGGGAGUAAAACUUGGACUGGGAGAUUUCAUUUUCUACAGUGUUCUGGUUGGUAAAGCCUCAGCAACCGCCAGUGGAGACUGGAACACUACCAUAGCCUGUUUUGUAGCCAUAUUAAUUGGCCUGUGCCUUACGUUAUUACUCCUCGCCAUUUUCAAGAAAGCAUUGCCAGCUCUUCCCAUCUCCAUCACCUUUGGGCUUGUUUUUUACUUUGCCACAGAUUAUCUUGUACAGCCCUUUAUGGACCAGUUAGCAUUCCAUCAAUUUUAUAUCUAGCAUAUCUGCAAUUAGAAUCCCAUGGAUGUUUCUCCUUUGACUAUGAUAAAAUCUGGGGAGGACAAAGAUGACUUUCCUGUGUCCACAUCUAAUGAAGUCAAGAUUCCCAGCUGGACUUCCAGAGCUUCCUUCCAAGUUUUCCUGACCACCUGCACUAUUGGACAUUGGAAGGAAGUACCUACAGAAAACGGUUUUUUAACAUUUUCAUUGUGGUGAACUGUGUCCCUCGGUGCAAAAACUACCAAAUUUGAGGGACAAGGACAAGGAAAUGUGAUGGGCCAAGAAGUUGCUGAGCUCCACCAGCAGUUUGACCCUUGGUCACAGGAGACUUUACCAACACUGCGAACUCUCAGGACUACCAUUACCAUAAGGUUAAAUGAAGUGGUUUCAGCCGAACAGAACUUUCAUCUUAAACUACAUAAAUCAGCCUAAUGAAUCUGUAUUAAUUGAAUUCUGAAAUUUUUCAGGAGGUACUGUGAGGAGAGCAGGCACCAGCCACAAAAUGGAAAGGUGGAAAGGGGGCUUAAGCUUUCACUUUCAGACUCUUUUGAUGCAGAAAAAACUUUAAUUUUUUUAAAAAGAUGGGUUCCCCCUACUUUGAGUCACAUCAGAUGUGUAGGUUGGUUUUGACGAUUUUUUUGUCCUCAGGCACUGAAACUCAUUACCAUCUGUGGUGGCCAUUUCUUCCCAAGGCCAGUCUGAACUUAUGCUUUGUCCUUGAAAGUCUUAACCUCAGGUUCCAAAUUCAGCAAUUUCUGGAAAUAAUGGAACUGUUGCUCAAUGAUUCCCUAUCAUCCUUAAGUAAAUUCUGGAUUUUCCACCAAAUUGCUAAUUUUUACGCACACUUGUAAGUUCAUUUGCCCCAGAUGCCUCCUCUGCUCCUCAUUUUUCCCUUCGUCCCCCAGCAGUUCUCUUCUACAGCAAAUGAGGCAGCUCUGUGCUGGUAGCAGGUGAUCCUGUUAAUCCCGUUUACUCUCUGUAUGAUUCGAAGAAUGUUGUGAAUCAGUGCUAUCAGCCUUGCUGUCUCAAGUUUUGAUAGCAAGUAUGAUGUGUGCCCAAAGAUAGUAGAAUUAAAGAAGAGUAAAAUGGCUGGUGAAGCA